Messenger RNA from Insectozyma verbasci, 2505 nucleotides. The record is from the annotation of a GenBank genome assembly. Lineage: Eukaryota; Fungi; Ascomycota; Pichiomycetes; Serinales; Debaryomycetaceae.
AUGGCACCAGAGUUAAGUUCAGGUUCAAAUUCUGAUUCUGAUGUAGAUUUAGAUGGGGGCGGAUUUGUUAUAAACGAUAAAGAUGUUAAGAAAAGAAGAAGAACACCAACUAGAAAAACUGCUGUUACUAGAAAAACUUCAUAUGUUGAAAUUUCAGAUGACUCAGAUGAAGCAGUAAAUUCCGACACGUUUGCAAAUGAACCUACGCCUAUUAAGAAAAGGAAGACACGUCAAAUAACGCGUCCCAAAGGUAAUAAGAAAAGUAAGAAAAUUAAAGUUGAAAGUUCAGAUGAUGAUGAUGAUGCAGAAUUUACAUUAAGUUUAGAAGAUGAAAAAGAAUCUGGAACUACUGAUGAUGAAGUUUCAUUUGUUGGUUCAAAUAAAAUUGAAAAUGACGGGUCUUCAACUAAUAAUGCUAUAAAUUUAUCAGAUUCAGAAUCUCAAUUAUCAGAUAUACCAUUAGCUGAAGAGAAACCAAUUCCCCCGUCUAAAAAGAAAAGAAAAGCUCCUGCUAAAAGAAAACCACCAAAAAUUUCACCUUACGAAAGGAAUACAAAUAGAUUAUUUGAACAACAUCCUUUUUUAAAGGAAGUAUUCCCACACUUGCAAACUAGAGAUAGAAUAAAACCAGAAAGAGCUCCACAUCCUGAAGGUAUGACUUUAAAAAUGUUACCUUUCCAAUUAGAAGGGUUAAAUUGGUUAAUUAAACAAGAAGAAGGUGAAUUUAAAGGUGGUAUAUUAGCUGAUGAAAUGGGUAUGGGUAAAACUAUACAAACUAUCGGUUUAUUUAUGAAUGAUAGAACUCAAGGUCCAAAUUUAGUUGUUGGUCCAACUGUUGCUUUAAUGCAAUGGAAACAUGAAAUUGAAAAACAUACAGAUGGUAAAAUGAAAGUUUGCUUAUUUCAUGGUGCUAAUAGAGCAACUAAAAUCAAAGAUUUAUUAGAGUAUGAUGUUAUAUUGACAAGUUAUUCAGUUCUAGAAUCAAGUUAUAGAAAACAACAAUAUGGUUUUAGAAGAAAAAAUGGUUUAGUAAAAGAAAAAUCACCAAUUCAUAAUAUUGAGUUUUAUAGAGUUAUAUUAGAUGAAGCUCAUAAUAUUAAAGAUAGAACUUCAAACACUUCAAGAGCUGCAAAUCAAUUAAACACUAAAAAAAGAUGGUGUUUAUCAGGUACUCCAUUACAAAAUAGAAUUGGUGAAUUAUAUUCAUUAAUUAGAUAUAUGAAAUUAUCACCAUUUCAUAUGUACUUCUGUACCAAAUGUGCAUGUAAAUCAGAAGAUUGGAAAUUUUCUAAUGGUAGACAUUGUGAUAUUUGUCAACAUUCACCAAUGCUUCAUACUAAUUUCUUUAAUCAUUUUAUGUUGAAACAAAUUCAAAAAUUUGGUCUAGAAGGUUCUGGUAAAGAAAGUUUUGAUAGAAUUCAAUUAGUAUUAGGUAAUAUAAUGUUGAGAAGAACUAAAUUGGAAAGAGCUGAUGAUUUAGGAUUACCUCCAAGAAUUGUUGAAAUUAGACGUGAUAGGUUUAAUGAAGAAGAAAAAGAUUUAUAUCAAUCAUUAUAUAGUGAUUCAAAGAGGAAAUUUAAUGAUUAUGUUGCUGAAGGAGUUGUUUUAAAUAAUUAUGCAAAUAUUUUUACAUUAAUUACUAGAAUGAGACAAAUUGCUGAUCAUCCAGAUUUAGUUUUGAAAAAAGCUGGUGCUAGAGCUUUAAGUCAAAAUAUUGAUGGUGUUAUAAUGUGUCAAUUAUGUGAUGAUGAAGCUGAAGAACCAAUUGAAUCUAAAUGUCGUCAUAGAUUCUGUAGAAUGUGUAUUACAGAGUAUGUUGAAUCAUUUGCUGGGAAAGAAAAUAAAUUAGAAUGUCCAGUUUGUCAUAUUGGAUUAUCAAUAGAUUUAGAACAGCCCGCAUUAGAAGUAGAUGAAGAAUUAUUUUCAAAAGCAUCAAUUGUUAAUAGAUUAAAAUCAGGUUCUCAUGGUGGUGAAUGGAGAUCAAGUACUAAAAUUGAAGCAUUAUGUGAAGAAUUAUAUAAAUUAAGAUCAGAUAAACAUACUAUUAAAUCAAUUGUAUUUUCUCAGUUUACAUCAAUGUUGGAUUUAAUUGAAUGGAGAUUGAAAAGAGCUGGUUUCCAAACUGUUAAAUUAUCAGGAUCUAUGUCACCACAACAAAGAGAUAAUACAAUUAAAUAUUUCAUGGAAAAUACUGAAGUUGAAGUAUUUUUAGUUUCUUUAAAAGCUGGUGGUGUUGCAUUAAAUUUAUGUGAAGCAUCUCAAGUGUUCUUAAUGGAUCCGUGGUGGAAUCCAAGUGUUGAAUGGCAAUCAAUGGACAGAGUUCAUAGAAUUGGUCAAAAAAGACCAAUAAAAAUUACAAGAUUUUGUAUUGAAGAUAGUAUUGAAUCAAAAAUUAUUGAAUUACAAGAUAAAAAAGCAAAUAUGAUUAAUGCGACUAUUAAUCGUGAUGAAGCUGCUAUUAAUAAGUUAACUCCAGACGAUUUACAAUUUUUAUUCUUAAAUUGA